Molecule: messenger RNA, 3045 nt
Organism: Parasteatoda tepidariorum (common house spider)
Lineage: Eukaryota; Metazoa; Arthropoda; Arachnida; Araneae; Theridiidae
Gene: Mtmr6
Product: Myotubularin related protein 6
Biological process (GO): phosphatidylinositol dephosphorylation
Cellular component (GO): cytoplasm
Molecular function (GO): phosphatidylinositol-3,5-bisphosphate phosphatase activity; metal ion binding; phosphatidylinositol-3-phosphate phosphatase activity
Source: RefSeq, a predicted model, not a curated record
AGUGCACCAAUUCUUUUGAACUUUUGCGUUUCAUUUGUUUAUUCUCCUCUGUAGUUUUACGAACCGAAUUGUGGUGCGGUUUGCUUAAUCUGACUUUAGGAGAAAACUGAAAAAUAGUUUGUUGACUGCUAAAGAGGCAGACGAUAAUUUCGAAUUGCAAAUUUUUAUUUAUCCCCUCUAAAAAAUCUGCUAAAAAUGAAAUUUCCAUUGCAAACUUUUGCAAUAUUUGUAAUAAUAAAGUUUGGAAAUAGUUUUUCAUAACUUAUUUUUAAUUAUUUGCAGUUUUCUGAUAAUCAUUUAAAGACGUACCGUCAAAAUAGAUUCAGUGUUAAGAUCAUGGACUUGAUAAGGACCCCUAAGGGUGUUUUAUCAAGUAAUCUAAAUGGAACAAAAUGCUCGUGUGAGUUGAAAGUAGAGAAAGUUCGAAUGCUUGAUCGAUUUAACAGCAAAAAACCAAAUAUUGGAACUCUUCACCUUACUGCCACCCAUCUGAUAUUUAUUGACCCAGAUGGAAAAAAGGAAGCAUGGAUUUUACAUACACAUAUUGCUGCUGUCAUUAAACUACCCAUAUCCACUAUUGGUUCUCCCUUGCAAAUAAGAUGUAAAAAUUUCUUAUCUGUGACCUUUGUUAUUCCAAAAGAAAGAGACAGUCAUGAUAUAUUUACAUCUUUACUUAAAUUUUCACAACCCAUCAAUAUUCAAGAUUUAUAUUGCUUUCACUAUACUGCAUCAAAUGAAGAUUUACCUAAGCGAUCUGGUUGGAAUAAAUUUGAUUUACAGGCUGAAUUCUCACGAAUGGGACUCCCAAAUCAAAAUUGGGCUCUAACUUCUCUCAAUAAAGAUUAUAAAAUUUGUGAUACUUAUCCAAAGAUUUUAUAUGUGCCUGCCUCUGCUUCUAAUGGUGUACUACUUGGAAGCAGUAGAUUUCGUAGUCGUGGAAGAUUACCUGUGCUUUCAUAUUUGCACAAGAAUCAGGCUGCGAUUUGUCGAUGCAGUCAACCACUAUCAGGUUUCAGUGCUCGGUGUGUUGAAGAUGAGCAGUUGUUGCAUUAUAUGUUAAAAUCAAGUCCCAAUAAAGAUUUUAUGUACGUUGUUGAUACACGCCCUAAGAUUAAUGCUAUGGCUAAUAAAGCAGCUGGAAAAGGAUAUGAGAAUGAAGAUUUCUAUAAGAGUAUCAAGUUCCAGUUUUUUGGAAUUGAAAAUAUACAUGUAAUGAGAAAUAGUCUUCAAAAACUAGUUGAUACAUGUGAACUAAAAGUUCCUACUAUGAAUGCCUUUUUAAGUGGCUUGGAAAAUUGUGCAUGGCUUCGUCAUGUAAAAAGUGUCUUAGAAGCAUCUGCUUUUAUUGCUGAAGCUCUUGAGAAAGGAACAUCUGUUUUAGUUCAUUGUUCUGAUGGAUGGGAUAGAACAGCUCAAACAUGCUCUCUUGCAGCCCUUUUACAAGAUCCAUAUUACAGAACUAUUACUGGUUUCCAAGCUCUAAUUGAAAAGGAAUGGUUGGCAUUUGGUCACAAAUUUACUGAACGGUGUGGUCUUAUUCAGGGCGAUCCAAAAGAAGUGGCUCCAGUAUUUACACAAUUCAUUGAUGCUGUUUGGCAAUUGACUCAACAGUUUCCUACUUCAUUCCAGUUUAACGAACGGUUUUUGUUAACUAUUCAUGAUCAUGUUUAUUCUUGUCAGUUUGGCACUUUCUUAGGGAAUUGUGAGAAAGAAAGAAUGGAUCUUAGGCUAAGUGAAAGAACUUACUCCUUAUGGGGAUAUUUAAUGAACCAUUUAUCAGAGUUUCUAAAUCCUCUUUAUAGAAGAGAUGUUGAUGAUGCACUACACUUAAAUGCUGCUCCACAGACUAUAAAAUUUUGGAGGGGAAUGUAUAACAGAUUCGAUAAUGGUGUUCAUCCAAGAGAACCAUUAGGAGAUAUGCUUGUUGCUGCAAAAGAUCAUAUUUCUAGUUUAGAAGAUCAUGUUUUAUUGCUCCAAAAAAGAAUUGGCCAACUAAAGAAGAUUCUUGGUCGAGCUGAAACACCUAGCAAAAGUAUUGAUUGCUCGAUGACUGAUAGUGGAGUGGCUGAUGAUUUUGCCCAAAAAUUGAAUAUGACAAAAGCAGAUCAUGCUGCAGGUGAUACUACAGAUUCGGGAUUUGAAAAUGGAAAUAUAUUAGAAAUCAAUGAUACUCCAGAAGAUGAGUUAGGAAAUUCUCUAUUUUAUCAACUUCAGGAAGAAAUAGAAUCUGUAGCAAUAGAGUGGAAAACUCUAAGAAAUGUCAAAGAAUGUAUAUGUUCCACACCCUUUGACCAUUUUAGUAGAAAGUUUCACUGUUGGAGUUGUGGAGAGGUUUUUUGUAUCCGGUGUAUUGAUAAGCGAAUACCUCUCAAGGGUCACCAUCAUCGCAGGCCUGUUCCAGUUUGUCGUCAUUGUUAUAAAGAACUCAUGAGGACUAAUUCUAUAGAUUCUUAAAAUAGAAAAUUAUAUAUAUUUAACAUAAAAUAAAUAUAUAACUACAUAUAAAUAUUCUAUCGCAUAAUGCCUUUUUAAAAUUUAUAGUACAACUAGCAAUACGUUUUUUUUAUGUAAAUGGCUUACCCCCCACUAAUUUAGUUUUCUAUUUCAAUAAAUUUGAAAUUAAAAGUUUUGAAAUGCAUAAGUAUAUGCAAUAAAAUUAAGUUACAAAUAUAAUUAAACUUGGAUAAUAUUUUUUUUGUUUGUUAUUUUACUCUGAAAUGGGCAUUGAUGAAGUUCCUUAUAUUUUAAUAAAGUAUUCCAAGGAGUUAGAGCUUUUUAUCUUCUGUUGAAUAUCAAGGUCAGAUUUUUUCUCCGUAUUUAAUUUUAUGAAUAUAUAUAAAUAAAUUGUACAUAAAGGUUAUCAAUUGAAUUAAGUCACAAAGUAUUGUAUAAUUUAAGUCAUUUUUUUUAUUAUAUUUUUUAGUGUGCUGGCCACAUUUAUACUUACUGAUUUAUGUAUGAUUAUUGAAAUACUGAAUAUUUUGUUUGGAAUAUUGUUUUAUCUAUACAAGUUAAGAAAUGUAAAAUAAAAUUAUUUGAAAUGUA